AUGGAGUGUCCCUGGGGUGUCCAUGGGGUGUCCGUGGAGUGUCCGUGGAGUGUCCAUGGUGUGUCCCUGGAGUGUCCAUGCCCCCUGCCCGAUCUCCCUGCACCCAUCCCAUCCUCCCUGUCCCUUCCCGACCCCCUGCCCCUCUUCCCUGCACCCAUCCCACCCUCCCGGCCCCCUGCCCCUUUUCCCCGCACCCAUCCCACCCUCCCUCUCCCCUCCCGCCUCUCUGACCCUCUUCCCCGCCCCCCGCAGGUGAAGAUCUGGUUCCAGAACCGGCGCUCCAAGUUCAAGAAGCUCUACAAGAACGGCGAGGUGCCUCUGGAGCACAGCCCCAACAACAGCGACUCCAUGGCCUGCAACUCUCCGCCCUCUCCGGUGUGGGACAGUCCCGGCGGCGGCAGCGCCCGCACCCCUCUGCCGCCGCCGCUGCCCUACAGCCCCUCGCCGGCCUUCCUGGAGGAGCACAGCCCCUGGUACCACCCCCAGAGCCUCAGCGGCCCCCACGGACCCCCGCAGGCGCAGGCGGCCCCCCCGAUGCACCACCCGUCCCCCGGGCCCGCGGGCACGGGCGCCGCGUACUGAUGGGCACGGCGGGCACGGCGGGCACGGAGGGCUCAGAGACGCUGCGCAGCUCCUCGGCCUCCUUUUGUCCACCCCCCCUACCCCAACCCCGGUUUGGUUUUGUCUCCUGAAUUUUCCUAAGAGAAAAAACCCCCAAAACGACAACAACAGCAUCAGCAAAGCAAAGGAAAGGACCCGCACCCCGCGCACCCCUAAACUCUCGCUCCUCGCCCGCUGAUCUCAGGAACAGAGACUGCAAAGGCUUCAGCCCCUCCGCUCCCCGCGCAGGAAAAGCUGCAAAAUCCGGAAAAUCCUGCCGGACUUUUCCAUUUCGGACCUUUUCCAUCGCGACCCCCGCCCCGGCCCCGGCACAUUCGGCCCCCGAAGAUUUUCACCCCAACCCCGCCGGAGCUUUGCCUGUGGGGUGACCCCGCUGCGGGACCCCGGACCCCGCCGGGCUGCAGCAGCCGUGUCGCCGCUGUCGCGACAGGGACGUGCCUGUCCCCAGCCCAGGGGAGGCGCUCGGCCCUGGCUCCGAACCCGGGAGCGGUUUUGGGGCUCACGGACCCCCAAAGGAGCAAAGCGGGACCCCCACCCCAGCCGGAAUCGCCCGGGACGAUGCUCAGACCAGAAAGUGGUGAUUUAAAAAUAAAUAAAAAAAUCGGGUGGGGGGUGGGGGGGUUGUGGGGAGGGAAAUAUUUUAAUAUUUAAGCAGUUCAGGAAUGGUUUUAAGUUAUUGUUUGAAGAGAAAAACUCGUGCUCAUCUCCGUUUUCUGGCUGUGCCUCCAGCUGUGGGUAAAGGAACGGCGAAAAUGCCUCUUUUUUAAGGAAAUCGACGACUUAUUUUAAAGGAAAAAAAAAUAACCGAGCUCUUUCCUAUUUUUUAAGAGAAUAAUGCUAUUUUUUUAAGCAGAAAGUGCCGUUUUAAGGAGUGUUCAUAGUGUUGUACAGUCCCGGGGAUUUAUUUAUGUUGCCUUCUAUAAAUAGGGGUGUUUUGGGGGGAAAAAAGGGAGUGUACAUAAGGUUCGUUUGUAUAAAGUUGUUCCAAACCAAACUGGUUUCGGUCUGGUUUUUUUUGUUUGUUUGUUUGAUUUUUUUUGUCUAUAAUUUUUCUUUUUUCCUAAGGAAAAUCCCCCCGGCUGAUGGGAGCCCCCCUCGGGUGUCCCUGAGUGUCCUUUGCUCCUUCCCAAGGGAUCCAAAGCCGGGCUGGAAAUGUUCAUUAAUAAAAGUUCUGAAUUUAAAGCUCCGAA
Taeniopygia guttata (zebra finch) is the source of this 1811-nucleotide messenger RNA. The record is from RefSeq and is a predicted model, not a curated record. Lineage: Eukaryota; Metazoa; Chordata; Aves; Passeriformes; Estrildidae.